Prorocentrum cordatum is the source of this 1077-nucleotide messenger RNA. Lineage: Eukaryota; Dinophyceae; Prorocentrales; Prorocentraceae. The record is from the annotation of a GenBank genome assembly.
GCACAGGCCACAUAUCUACCCUCCCUCUUGGCUCGCCAGGUGGCCCAAGCGCACUUGACCGCUCAUCAACAGCUCACCAGCUGUUGGCUUGACCAGUGAGGAACCCUGUCUCACGCAACGUCCUAUUAUCUUCCAUUGCUUAUCACAUCGUCAUGCCCUCGAUGAGCUCGUGCAGGCUCGCGUCACUCAUGGACGGGCACCUCAUCCGCUAUGGUCUACUCGGGCUGCUUGUGUCCGCGCUGGCGGCGGCGACUUGCGGCGCUGUCCUCGGCGGGGACGCCAGCCAGAAGCUGGCGACCGCCCUCGAGGAGAUGUCCGUGGUCCUAGCGCUGCUCACGGUCCACCUCGUUGUCUCGAAGCUCCGCGGCGGCGAGCCCCAGAAGGCUCAAAAGAAGGCGAAGAAGAAGAAGGACGCCGACGCCCCCGAGGACCGCGACGGCGCGGUCCCCGCGGCCUUGGAGGGCGCGGCGGCCGACCAGGAGGCCUGCCAGCAGGCGAUCGGGAAGCUCACCACGCAGAUCCGCGCCGCGGUGAAGAUGGGUGACAUGCUAGCCGCAGAGGGCCUGAUGCAAGAGAUGCGCGAGGUCGGCGGCACGCCCGGGUACCUUCGCCGACCCUGCUGGUCGGUCGCAUUCGGGGAGAUCGUGAGCGGAUACGUCCGCGGAGGCGACGCCCCGAAGGCGAGCGAGUGGCUCGACGCCUUCGCCGCGUGCGCGCCGCUGAUCCGCCCCAGCACCGCGUGCGCUAACUCCGUCAUCGGCGCCCUCUGCGCCAGCGGCGACAUCGCCUCGGCCGAGGCCUGGGUCUCGAAGAUGCCGCAGUCCGGAGUCAGGCUGGACGAGGACACGUUCUCUUCCCUGAUUCAUGGCUGCGUGCGCGCUGGAGACGUGCCGCGCGGCAUACACUGGCUUCGCGAGAUGCGCAGGGCAAAUCUGCGUCCCGGUGCGGAACUCAACAAGUUCGUCCUGCAGGCGUGUUCGGAGGGUCGCAAGGGCACGGCAGAGUGAGACCUGCUUCAUCUGGCGAAUGCACGGCGCAUUCCAAACAUGUUGCCAAGAAAAGGUAUAGGAGAAGGGA